Messenger RNA from Penaeus monodon (black tiger shrimp), 3752 nucleotides. Its product is annotated as trichohyalin-like. The transcript has 2 exons. The coding region runs from base 89 to 3070 and encodes 993 amino acids. NCBI's taxonomy places the organism in Eukaryota, Metazoa, Arthropoda, Malacostraca, Decapoda, Penaeidae. The record is from RefSeq and is a predicted model, not a curated record.
GAAGUGAUCUGAACUUGGGACACGCAGCAGGGCAAUGUAACACAAGCAGGACAAAUGCAGACGACCCAGCGGCCUGAGUGGAGGCGCGAUGGGUAACAAGCAGAACAAGGCAACGCCGAGUCCUAUGCUGAAGGUGGAGUCCCGAGCCCUGUCCUGCUUCGACGAACAGGAGCGCCCCCGCAAGGGCAUCCCGCGCCGCAUCGGCAACGUCCUCCUCACGCGAUGGAUCGAACUCAAGCGCCGUGAGAAAGCCGUGUUGGAGAAGGCUCGCCAGGCGGUGACCAACGGCCACGCCCCGCCGUCCAUCCUCGAGGAGUUCGAGCAGGAACUGAAGGAGGAGGAGAGCCAGCACCGCGUCAAGUACCACCCGCGGCUCUUGGCCAACAUCCUCGUGAAGAAGGUGAAGCCGCGGCCGAGGUCUCGAGCCAGGCUGAGGGUUCCCAAGCUGACCACGACGGCGGCGCGCAGGAUCCACCAGUCGUUCCUGAGGCGGGACCGGGAGAGGCAGCGGGAGGAGCAGGAGAGGAGGGAGACCUCGGAGAGCAGGCGGACGCGAUCCCGAGUCAGUCUGCGGCAGCAGGCGUGGACGGACACCCUCCCGCGCAAGGCCAUGUCUUCGGCGACCUCCCGCGCGACGCAGACGAUCUCGCAGCCUAUGCCCCUCAGCAGGGACAUAAGCCUGCGCUCCUUCCGAACGGGAGAGUCCUCCGGGAUUGGCAUGUCUCGCGCCUCUUCCAUGACCUCUAUAGCGAGCUCGAGGCCAAGGGUGUUUUACACGCGGGAGAGGGGCUACUCCCUUCCCGAGGGUGAUGGGAGCCGAGACGACCAGCAGGGGCGAAGCAGCAAGCACGAGAAAGGGGAAGCCAUCACCAGGAGCAGGUCGUCGCAAAGCAGGCGAGAGAGGAUAGUAGCGCAGAGGCGAAACCUCCGCAAGCAGAAACUGCAUGCCUCGACCCCGCAGCUGCAACGAGGCGAGUCAAGGGAGGAGCGUCCUCGAGGAAGCCUGGACUCCUCGCGACUCCUUCAUGACCAAGGGACAUCGAGGAGGAAGACCGGCUCGGAAUCCUCCAAAAACGCAAGGCUUCAUCAAGACAAAGCAAGCGAGGCGGAAGAAACAGCGCAUCGGCGACGUCCAUCGUCCCAGCACCCAACAUCGGAGGAGAAUGAACAGCCAUCAGCAAGGCGGGGACGAGCGCACCAGGAAUGCUUGCAAAACCAGGAAAGCGCAGAAGAUGAACAGAAAAAGCUAGCGUUUCCCAAGCUGAAGACCAUGAGUUACCAAGCCUACUGGAGGAAGAGAGCCAUGGCGAACCGUGCACUGAGCAAGGGCAAAAAUGACACAGCAAAAUUCCGCUUGCCGAAAGGAAGCUUUUCGAAACCACACGAGAGUGAAGUGGACCGAACUUCUUCCUCAGAAUCCAAUGACAACAGCAAGAAAAGUGUACAGAUAAACGGAAGACGAGAGCAGACAUCGACAAAGAAGUCAAGCGCAGGAACGUCAUCAAGUAGUCAGUGGCAGGAAAAGCUCAGCACAAGGAGGGACAGCGGGUCUUCGGAAAAGCGUCCGCCAUACUCCUUCUGUCAACGAAGAAGGCGAUUCCGAGACGUGGCGGAGGAAUUCCUUCAGGCAGGAAGAGGAGCUACGAAUUCCCGGACUGCGGAGAUGAACGAGCUGCCAAAUAUCAACCAACAAAUAAAACAGGUUAGAAAUGCAAGCCAACAGAGGGACAAUCAGAAAGAUCGAGAAAAGACAAGAGUAGUUGCUUCUUCCAGUGACAGUCGAGAGCAUACGACGAAGCACAAAUACGUUCAGAGCACUGGUGAAGCACUUUUGGGGAAGACUACAUCCAAUACAAAACCAGAUCAAAAACUUCAACAAACCCAUUGUUUCCGGUCAGAUCAGCAAAAGGAAACCGACCUCAGAGACGAAAAUGUUGCCUCCAAACAAAGGCAGCCUCGUAACACAUCCUACCCAAGGGAAGUUACAGGAGACAAUCCCCCCUCGGACGUCCAGCCCGGAACCUCUAGGGACGCUACGACUUACUCGGUCAGUGUGGAAAGCGUCAGGCAUUCUCGUGAUCAAAUAUCCAGAGAAAAUGCACGACAGAGUGGAAACUACCGUGAGGAAAGUCAAGGACCUUCUCGCCAGAUCGCGAAUGAAUGUAUACGUGCCGAAGAAUCCCCUAAUGAGCACACAGGACAAUCCUCCUACCAAGGCGAUGUGCAUAGGAGGCAGUCCCAUACUCAAGGGCCUACCAGACAAGCCAUUGAUCGUGAUCAUGUACACGUUGAACCAGUCAUUUAUGCUAAUCAUGCGAGUCCCGGCCUGUCCCUCAGCCAAGAUCGCAGACUCAUAAAAUAUUCCGGUGGCCAUGAUCAAAAUCAUGAGCAUAUUGGUAAUCACCGUGACUAUGAAUACGACAAUGAACAAACGGGGCAGUCCGGAGGCCACGAAAUAGACGGAGGAUACAAUGCACAUCCUCCCAAUCGUGAACAUGACCCAAAACAGUUCGGGGAAUCUACUACCUACGAAUUAUCACAGACAGGUAAUGUCGUUCACAAUGAGCACCCGACGCAACAUGGAAGAAUAAGACAGAUCGUCGACCACGGGCGCAUGAUCCAGUCUCAGCAAGGCAGUCGAAAUGCUCAACUGUUCUCGCAGUCUCGCGGCGAACAAGUGCCGGGGGGACGCCAGGGCCAAGGGCAGAACCAACAGCAUUUAAUGCCAGAAUACACCUCUGCCCCGGAAGUACGAGGACCUCAGCCCAUCCCGUUAGAUUACGGCCACCCUGAGCGGAUACUCGAUUACAGGCAAAUCCGGAGAGUGGACGGCUACAGGACUGAGCCAGCGCCGGGGGAACGAGGACCCGUGGCGGUGUACGAGACGCGGAUGUUCCAGCCUCUGCAGCAAGGGUUCCUGGAGGUGAACGACGGAUCGGGUGCUCGGAGGUGGAGGAGGGUGAGCGUGGUGGAUGUGUGGGAGCUCGGGGAAUGGGAGCGUGUAAGGCGGGCGGAGGAGGGCCUGCUCAGGUCACGCUCCUCCUCAAUGCCUGUUCCUCGAGCUUUAUGACAGUUAGCAUACAAGUGGAAUUCCGCCUAUGGUACCUUCGCCAUCCUGUACAAGAGAUGGAGAUGAUAUUUGCUUCCGUGAGCAAAAUCUCUGCCAAUACAUGUAAUACUAGACAACGAAUUCUCAAAGAACAUACUGCCUUUUACCGGUACCUUCUGUAAAGAACGUGAAGCGUGAACGCCAGCCAAUCCCAAUAUGUAAAUUAGACCUGUGGGUCACGGUGUAUUAUUAAAGAGUAAUUAGACGCAAUGAUUAAUGAGGUCGAGGUACACGUAGGUUCCCCCUCACCCAGGGGACGGCUAGCACUCCGGGUGGUCAAACAUUUGAUUAGCUACAUAAACAAGUGGACGAGUUGUUAUGCUAGCUUUGUGAAAAGCUGUUAGCGGUAGCAACGAAUAUCACAGGUGCACGUAUAUAUAUGUAUAUGAUAAUAUGAAGAUCAAAGCGAUCAAAUAUUUUUUUUGUAUCUGUAUAUUAUGAAAUAAUGAUAGCGUGAUCUUCAUAGUAUGGUAUAUAGUUAGUUAUCUGUAGGUCAUCAUCAUCCUCAAAAAAACAUUCAUUAGAAUAUUUCGUCAUCGGCCAUAUUUCUUGGUUUAACGUUCUUCUCUAACUGUGGAGAAGUGUGUUUAAAUCAAACGCUGUGAUUAGGUAAUGCAGCUAUUAAUUACGUAGCAGACUCGUU